CGCGCAGGACGUGCGCGUCAUGACGCAGCGGGUUUCCAUUUUCACUGCGAGUUUCGGGGGAAACAACAACAUGGAUCCUGACAUCGAAGAGAAGAGCCUGGAGCUGAUGUGUUCUGUGCCCAGGUCUUUGUGGCUAGGCUGCUCCAACCUGGCAGAGAGCAUGUGCGCACUGAGGUGCCUGCAGAGCAUGCCCAGUGUCCGGUGUCUCCAGAAUACGUCAGUAAUGGAAGCACAGAAUGAAGACGACUCUCCCAAGAAGACCACUGUGUUUCAGACUAGCAAUGGGCCUUCCUCAGUGAUCGUGUCUCGAAAACGCCCCUCAGAAGGAAAUUACGAGAAGGAGAAAGACGUCUGCAUCAAGUUUUUUGACCAGUGGUCCGAGUCCGACCAAGUGGAGUUUGUAGAGCACCUCAUAUCUCGCAUGUGUCACUAUCAGCAUGGUCACAUCAACUCAUACCUGAAGCCCAUGUUGCAGAGGGACUUCAUCACUGCCCUUCCAGCCCAGGGCUUGGACCACAUAGCUGAGAACAUCCUCUCUUUCCUCGAUGCACGGUCUCUCUGUGCCGCCGAGCUGGUGUGUAAGGAGUGGCAGCGUGUCAUCUCUGAAGGCAUGCUGUGGAAGAAGCUCAUCGAGAGGAUGGUGCGCACAGACCCACUUUGGAAGGGUCUUUCCGAGAGGCACCAGUGGGAGAAGUAUCUCUUCAAAAACAGAACGACGGAGAUCCCACCCAACUCCUACUACAGAUCCCUGUACCCUAAAAUUAUUCAGGACAUUGAGACAAUUGAGGCAAACUGGCGCUGUGGGCGGCAUAACUUGCAGCGUAUUCAGUGCCGCUCCGAAAACAGCAAAGGCGUGUACUGUCUGCAGUACGAUGACGACAAGAUCAUCAGUGGCCUGCGCGACAAUUCUAUUAAGAUUUGGGACAAGCAAACACUUGAAUGUCUGAAGAUACUCACUGGGCAUACUGGCUCAGUACUUUGCCUACAGUAUGAUGAGAGGGUCAUCGUGACGGGCUCUUCUGACUCCACUGUGCGCGUUUGGGAUGUCAACAGCGGUGAAGUUCUCAAUACACUAAUCCACCAUAACGAAGCUGUUCUGCAUCUACGCUUCUGUAACGGGCUGAUGGUAACCUGCUCAAAAGAUCGUUCAAUCGCGGUUUGGGACAUGGCCUCUCCUACUGAUAUCAGCUUGCGACGUGUCCUAGUAGGCCACCGUGCUGCUGUCAACGUGGUGGACUUUGAUGACAAAUACAUUGUUUCUGCAUCGGGGGACCGCACAAUCAAGGUGUGGAGCACAAGCACGUGCGAGUUUGUGCGCACGCUCAAUGGCCACAAACGGGGCAUCGCCUGCCUGCAGUACAGAGACCGCCUAGUGGUUAGCGGCUCCUCCGACAACACAAUCAGGCUGUGGGACAUCGAGUGUGGCGCCUGCCUGCGAGUCCUGGAGGGCCACGAGGAGCUAGUGAGGUGUAUCCGCUUCGACAACAAGCGCAUUGUCAGCGGGGCCUACGAUGGUAAAAUUAAAGUUUGGGACUUGCAGGCGGCACUGGACCCGAGAGCACCAGCAAGCACCCUGUGUCUGCGGACUCUGGUGGAGCACUCGGGCCGCGUCUUCAGGCUCCAGUUUGACGAAUUCCAGAUCAUCAGCAGCUCCCACGAUGACACUAUCCUGAUCUGGGACUUCUUGAAUGUCUCGCCCAAUAUCGCCUCCAACGGACAGAAUGAAGGACGCUCGCCCUCCCGCACCUACACCUACAUCUCUAGAUAACAGACUGCAACCCCCAGCAGGGGGUCGGAUCUCUGCGGACGGCGACACUGAAGCUUUGUGUCCUCUCUGCCAAUGGAAAAGUCCAUUUGUUGGUUUACUUGGGGGCGAGCGGAGACGCACAUGCGGGACACGUUCUCCUUUUCCGGCCCCACCUUGUUUGUGUUGUUCUUCAAAGAGAAUUGAGCUGCGAACGUUUCAAUGUACUCUUCCUUUGCUGCCUCCAGACAACGACGAUCCGAAGUGACUGGCAUUUGACCCUUGACCCCGCCUCCAUGCCUUUGCUUUUUGUGUUGUGCUACCUUGAGAGCCUCAACACAGGAUGGGCAGUUGAAUAGACAGAAUGCCCUUGGCACCCGGCCUGGAAGGACUGGCUCCGAGCCGUGCCGUGGGGGGAGGGUGGUACCCGCUUGCCCAUUGUGGUGCUGUGCACUCCUCUUCAAGCUUUAGAAUUCCUCGGGGCAGCAAGGUCUGAACAUUUCAGUUUUGGGGGCCGCGCAGGCCUCAAGUGACAUCUCCAGAGCUUUAAGUCCUCGAGACUCCUCAGAUAUGCAAGACCUUGCGGCUGUCGGGCCCGGAGGAGCCUCGCCAGUGGGCACCGCGUGCUGCUGCUGCUGCUGCAAGGCCCCGCCAUCCCGGUCCCGGACGGAGACCUCCGCUCCUUGCACUUUUUUUUUUUAUAAACGGUUUCUUCAGGAGUGCAUGUCGGAUGAUCUGUGAAGAAAAUUGGAUUUGUCAAGGGGGUCCUCUCUUUUGUUUUUUUUUUUUUUUUUUGUUUGUUUUUUUAUUUUAUUUUAAAUGUACUAAUGAGGCGGUGGUCUCAUCUCGUAGUUUUACAUGAGCUGUAAUGUCAGGCCCAGUUUAGCUGUAAACACGUCUUGUCAAAAAAUGGUGUUGUAUAUGGAAAUCUUUUUUAAAUGUUAUUAUUUGAAAAGAAUAAAAGUACUUGACUGU
Erpetoichthys calabaricus (reedfish) is the source of this 2719-nucleotide messenger RNA. RefSeq names its product F-box and WD repeat domain-containing 11-B. Gene Ontology annotation, molecular function: protein dimerization activity. The record is from RefSeq and is a predicted model, not a curated record. The transcript has 14 exons. NCBI's taxonomy places the organism in Eukaryota, Metazoa, Chordata, Cladistia, Polypteriformes, Polypteridae. The coding region runs from base 20 to 1768 and encodes 582 amino acids.